AUGCAGCCUGCUGACCCACGGGGGAAAAGAGUCGCCGUUGUGGGCGGUGGUCUGGUGGGUGCGUUAAAUGCCUGUUUCUUUGCUAGACGAGGUUUCAGUGUUGACGUUUAUGAAGCCAGAGAAGAUAUCCGGGUGGCCAGCUUUGCCCGCGGCAGAAGCAUUAACUUGGCUCUAUCCCACAGAGGACGCCAAGCCCUCCGAGCUGUGGGGAUGGAAGAGCAGAUUGUGUCCAAAGGCAUUCCCAUGCGGGCAAGGAGGAUACAUACGCCUUCGGGAAAGAAGUACUCUAUCCCUUACGGAAAGAAGAACCAGUACAUUCUCUCUGUAGACAGAGCAAACUUAAACAGAGAGCUGCUGACAGCUGCUGAUAAGUACUCCAACAUUAAACUCUACUUUGGACACAAGCUUGUGGGGUGCGACGCAGAGUUGGGAACAUUAACCAUAAAACGAUCUGACCAACAGCCAUUGCAAGUCACCUAUGAUCUCAUUGUGGGAUGUGAUGGAGCCUUCUCAACAGUCAGGAAGGAGUUCAUGAGGCAAACACGCUUCAACUACAGUCACGAGUAUAUUCCUCAUGGCUAUAUGGAACUGACCAUCCCUCCCAAGGAUGGAGACUUUGCCAUGGAACCAAACUACCUCCAUAUCUGGCCAAGGAACACCUUCAUGAUGAUUGCGCUGCCCAACAUGGACAAGUCCUUCACCUGCACGCUCUUCAUGCCCUUUGAGGAAUUUGAGAAGCUCACAACCGGCGAACAAGUGCUGGAUUUUUUCCAGACCCACUUCCCGGAUGCAAUCCCCCUCAUCGGAGAGCGAGAGCUGAAGCACGAUUACUUUUUGCUGCCAGCCCAGGCCAUGAUUUCGGUGAAGUGUUCCUCCUACCACCUUGCUUCCCGGUGCGUGCUGAUGGGAGACGCCGCGCAUGCCAUUGUGCCCUUCUACGGACAGGGCAUGAACGCAGGCUUUGAGGAUUGUUUAGUCUUUGAUGAAUUAAUGGACCAGUUCUGCAAUGACCUUGGUGCCUGCCUCCCUGAGUUCUCCAGGCUGAGGGUGCCAGACGACCAUGCGAUCUCAGAUUUAGCCAUGUACAACUAUGUAGAGAUGCGUGAGCACGUGAAUUCAACGUGGUUCAUUUUCCGGAAGCACGUAGACAACUUCCUCCACACCCUCAUGCCUUCCACCAUUGUCCCACUGUACACCAUGGUGACCUUCACCAGAAUUCGCUACCAUGAGGCACUUCAGCGCUGGAAAUGGCAAAAUAAGAUAAUAAAUCGAGGGCUCUUUGUCAUGGGGGCAGCAGGACUGGGUGGCACCUGCCUGCUCAUAAGGCGGCUGCCACGGGACUUGGACUUCUGCAUGGAAAACUUGUGGGGCUGGCCCCGCUAUCUGAAGAAUAUGGGAAAUUUUCUGUUUGGCACACAAGUGGCUUAA
Messenger RNA from Pterocles gutturalis (yellow-throated sandgrouse), 1428 nucleotides. It is a transcript of the gene KMO, whose product is annotated as kynurenine 3-monooxygenase (kynurenine 3-hydroxylase). Gene Ontology annotation, molecular function: kynurenine 3-monooxygenase activity; FAD binding; NAD(P)H oxidase H2O2-forming activity. The record is from RefSeq and is a predicted model, not a curated record. Bases 1 to 1428 code for a protein of 475 amino acids. Lineage: Eukaryota; Metazoa; Chordata; Aves; Pterocliformes; Pteroclidae. Gene Ontology annotation, cellular component: mitochondrial outer membrane. Gene Ontology annotation, biological process: L-tryptophan catabolic process; quinolinate biosynthetic process; NAD+ metabolic process. The transcript is spliced from 15 exons.